AUGAAAUACAUAAUUGAACAUAUGGAAGAAGGAUUCAGUGAAUGGGUCAUCCUCGAAUAUUCCCAAAUAUUAAGAGACGUGGGCAAAGAAAAUCUAAUCCUCUCUUCAUUACCUCAUGGAACCACAGAAAAAGAUAUACCUAAACGUCUCUUAGAUUUAGGUUUACAAUGGACCACCAAGGAUUUAAUUGAUAUUCCUUCAGAUUUCCCCGAUUUGAAACCAUUACAAAAUGGUAGAGUUUGUCUCUUGGAUCCAAGAGCUGAAAUUGAUUUGAAACCAAGUGACGUCAAUGAGUUUGAUUAUUUCGUGUUUGGAGGUAUAUUGGGGGAUCAUCCUCCAAGGGAUCGUACCAGUGAAUUGAAAACUGCAUAUCCAAAUCUUUUGAUUGGUAGAAGAUUAGGUGAUAAACAAAUGACAACAGAUACUGCUAUUAGAACUACUCAAUUGAUAGUCAAGAAACAAAUUAAAUUUGAUGAUAUUAAGUUUAUGGAUUAUCCUGAAUUUAGGUUUAGUAAAUAUGAAGCUACUGAAAUGCCAUUCAGAUAUGUCGUUGAUACAAAGACAAAGAAACCGAUCUUACCACAGGGAAUGAUGGAAUUGAUUAAAAAGGAUUCUCAACAAAGUUUGGACGAUUUGUUGUGA
This is a messenger RNA of Naumovozyma dairenensis CBS 421, 642 nucleotides long. RefSeq names its product protein-arginine N-methyltransferase SFM1 (gene SFM1). Bases 1 to 642 code for a protein of 213 amino acids. The transcript has a single exon. NCBI's taxonomy places the organism in Eukaryota, Fungi, Ascomycota, Saccharomycetes, Saccharomycetales, Saccharomycetaceae. Gene Ontology annotation, biological process: peptidyl-arginine methylation. The record is from RefSeq and is a predicted model, not a curated record. Gene Ontology annotation, molecular function: protein-arginine omega-N monomethyltransferase activity.